Alternaria ventricosa is the source of this 1173-nucleotide messenger RNA. RefSeq lists its product as uncharacterized. The record is from RefSeq and is a predicted model, not a curated record. Bases 1 to 1173 code for a protein of 390 amino acids. The transcript has 2 exons. NCBI's taxonomy places the organism in Eukaryota, Fungi, Ascomycota, Dothideomycetes, Pleosporales, Pleosporaceae.
AUGCCCAAGCUACGCAAAGCGCGCAUAGCCGGGUACCGACGUUCCGUGCGCUCCGGCGACGGACCCAACACACUCGCAUUCGAUGCGGUAAACUUUGGUAUGUGGAGCGGCGAAGAAGUUGUCAAAGGCGUUGUUUUUCAAGCGUUCAAUUUGGAGGAGGAGCGUCGCGUGAUUGAGUAUGCGGGAGGUUCCGGCGAGGUGAAGCAGGUGGUCAUGAAGGUUGCUUGUCCGAGUGUGCUGGGCCUGGCGGGGAAGAUGGAGACGGUGUUGGGGAGGAUCUUUGUUCCUGAGGGCGAUGGCGAUACUCUUGUCGGGAGUGAGGACAGCAAUCGCAGCACGAUGGCUGUGGAUGGGGAUCGCAACGAGGACUUCAUCGACGAGUUCAGUGACGAGGACUUCUCCGAGACUAGUUCGCAGGCCACCGUCGAGGGUCACCCGACUCCACGUAUCUCACCCUCGAUCUCUACUCUCAACGACGCGGAUGUUCCGCACCGGUCCCUCGAUGACCUUCCGCUUUCUGCCAUCAACGAGCACCCAGCGGACUCGAUGAUCGAAACUACAGAUUGGGCGGCAACAAGACAGGUUGAGACUACGGACAUCAACCAGAUUGAGGAGCCUGAGCCUGUUCAAGAAGCGGAGGUAACUGAGGAUGUGGUGACUGUGGAAAGCCAUGAAGUUGAAGAGUCUGAGGAGGAGUCCGAGGAAGAGGAUCAAGACACUCAAGAGACGGAAGAAGCCGAGGUCACCGAAGACAAGACUGACACCAUCUCCAUGAGCUCAACCAGAUCUUUGAGACCGUCAGACUUCCAGAGGUUCCUCGGAGCAGAAUCCGCACGUGCAGCACCGGUACCCUCCCCUUGGCAACCGACCAUUCCCUGGGAGAAGAGGACUGCGCUAGCACCUGUCCGCAACGAGAUCGUCCGUACCCCUAGCCAGUUCAGCGGCACUGAGACCAGGAGACGCAAGACUAGCGACAGUAUCAAGUCUCUCGUUGAUCAUUUCGAGAACUUGUCGCCGGCGAGCACGCCUACUAAGGACAAGUUCGGCAAGGAAGGUUCCAUCAAGGACGGCUCUGCCAAGGAGGGCUUCAUCAAGGACAACUCUUUCAAGGAGGGAUCUGUCAAGGGCGGCUCUACCAAGAACACCAGCAAGGACGCCGACGAGGGUGUCUAG